AUGAUAAGAAGGUACUUGAAGAUAUACCCAUCCAUUUACUACACCAAACAUGUGAAGACCGCCCCCGAAGUGAAUGAGCACUCCGUCGUGUUGAAAAAAGAUUACGUGUUUAAUCAGUAUGGUGGACAGGAGGUUUUCCUAAAUAAUAAGCUGAAGAAGGGACAGGAUGAAAACGAAGUAAAGAGAAUCUACUACUUCAAAUUGUGGAACGCCCUCACCGAGUAUAACUUCACUCUAUUUGAAAAUACGAUUCAGCAGUUUUUAAAUGAGGGGCACAAGUAUGACGAGGUUGUCUACUCGAUUUUGAUCCACUCGUACGUGCUGAACCAUAAGAAGAAGAAUGAAAAUAUGAUUUUCUGCGAACCAUCCAAGAGCCUGUGGAUAAACAUAUGUCGACUCGCUUGGGAGACGUCCAUAAAGCUCAACAGAGAAAGGAAAAGGAAACUAAAAGAAAAGCUGAAAUUAAUGCCUCCAAAGGAUGUGCUAACAUUGACUAGGGAGGACUUAAAGCUCAUGCUCAAGAAGGAGUAUGAAGAAGCUUUAUUAAAUAUGGUUGAUACGAUGGCGUUGGAGGACGAGUCUUCAUAUGAUGACCACGUGCUAAUUGGGAAUGACGAAAUGGAUGAUUCGAUCGGAGUUGUAGGCGGCGAGCCAUUUAUUUUGGCAGUUCCCCUUUUAACGUCUAACCAUUAA
Molecule: messenger RNA, 693 nt
Organism: Plasmodium cynomolgi strain B
Lineage: Eukaryota; Apicomplexa; Aconoidasida; Haemosporida; Plasmodiidae
Exons: 3
Coding region: 1-693 (230 amino acids)
Source: RefSeq, a predicted model, not a curated record